AUGGAUGAUAUACAAAGUUAUGAUUCGCAAUUUUUAGUUACUCAAGUUACAGCUCAAAAAAAUCCAUCAGUAAAUAAGCUUCGAGGCAGAUUACCACGUGGCAAGGCUUCAUUAGUGGCUUAUAAGGAAAAAGUUAAAAAGAACAAUCAAGAUAAAGUAAAUAAAAAAAGAACUUAUAAACAAACUUCACCAGAUUUAAAAAGAUAUAAUUUUAAACGGAAUAAAAAAUUAGAUUCGAUUCGCGAUGUUUGUGAUAAUACAACGUGGUUAACUGGUUUUUAUAUAUAUUUAUUUUUUGAAUUAUUACAUAAACAAUCUCGAAAUAUUAAUGGAAUGUGUGAUCCUGUACAAAUUAAAUUAUACACUGGUUCAUUGUAG
Didymodactylos carnosus is the source of this 378-nucleotide messenger RNA. The record is from the annotation of a GenBank genome assembly. NCBI's taxonomy places the organism in Eukaryota, Metazoa, Rotifera, Eurotatoria, Philodinida, Philodinidae.